Molecule: messenger RNA, 1489 nt
Organism: Trifolium pratense (red clover)
Lineage: Eukaryota; Viridiplantae; Streptophyta; Magnoliopsida; Fabales; Fabaceae
Exons: 10
Coding region: 221-1165 (314 amino acids)
Molecular function (GO): hydrolase activity
Source: RefSeq, a predicted model, not a curated record
UGUUAUUCUAAUCCUUAUUUUUAGCUGUCUGCAACCUCAUAGGAUUAUACUAAUCUGGCGCCUUUUCACUCUCACUUCACACUUUUUCCCCAUGCCAACUCCUCUCUAAUCCUACUCGUUGUCGUUUCUCUCUUCUCUCAGCACGUGUUUUCACGCGCGUACAGUAUUUUGGACGUCAAACAGUUGUAGGAGGUGGAAGCGCAACCUCUGUUACUCAUCAAUGGCCGCCUCUUCCUCUUCCGUUCGUAUUGUCGUCGUCGGUGAUGUGCAUGAUUGCUGGAACUUUGAACAAGAUUCCAAGGCACUUCAAUUCCUUCAGCCAGAUUUGGUGCUCUUUACAGGUGAUUUUGGCGAAGAAAAUCUUGAAGUCGUUCGGAGUGUUGCAAAUAUUGAAUUUGCUAAAGCAGUUAUAUUAGGAAACCAUGAUUCCUGGUAUACUAAGCGGUUUUCUAACAGUGAGAAGGAUAAAGUUCAGCUUCAGCUAGAAUGCCUUGGCAAGGAGCACGUGGCUUAUGAACGUUUAGAUUUACCUCUAAUAAAAGUAAGUGUUGUUGGUGGACGGCCAUUUUCUCAUGGGGGUAAACCAGUAUUUCGAAAACAGCUACUGUCUGCAAGAUAUGGAGUCAAAGACAUGGAUGGGAGUGCCAAGAGAAUCCAGAAAGCUGCUGUUGGUACACCGGAGGAUCAUUUUCUUAUAUUACUUGCACAUAAUGGACCCACAGGCCUUGGUUCUGAUUUGAAUGAUAUAUGUGGAAAAGAUUGGGAAUUGGACGGUGGCGGUGAUCAUGGUGACCCAGAUCUAGAAUGCGCGAUAUCUUUGCUAAAAGAGAAUAAUCAGGUAUCUGUUCCAUUGGUUGUGUUCGGUCACAUGCACAAAGAGCUGGCGCAUGGCGGAUUUAGGAAAAUGAUUGUCGUUGGGACCGACAAUACCAUAUACUUGAACGGGGCCAUUGUUCCAAGGGUCAAAAAUUUGGGUGAUGAUGACAGGAGAAACUUAGACAAUGAAAGUCCUCUUUCCUCACUAGAGGCAAAAGGUACGGCAAGAGCCUUUACUUUAGUUGAGCUGUCCAAAGGAAGAGUUACCAGAGUUGCAGAAAGUUGGGUAUCAGUUGUUGAAGAUAGGACCACGUUAAUAGAAGAACAGAUAUUAUUUGAAGGCAAUUAAGUAAGAAUCAAGGUCCCUAUUUUCUACGUUUAGUUUCCUGCUUCAGUCACAUGGUAUUUAAUGCAUAGAUUAAUACAGCCUGAGGGGACACAUGCUUGUGAUACUAAUUCCUUAUCCAAAUGAAUACAUCGUGUUUAAUGUUGAUAUAUAGUGUAGAAUUGACAUGGGAUUUGAUUGAUACUAAUUCCUUAUCUUAGAUUUUGAUAAUUCAUAGAUGUUCCUUUUAGCAGAAAAGAUAUCUAUCUGUUUUUCUUUUCCUUGGCUCCAUACACAUUUGGUUACAUGUUGAACAUGGUAUAUACUAUAUAUUCUGCUUGUUCCAUA